This is a messenger RNA of Fomitopsis serialis, 1087 nucleotides long. Its product is annotated as P-loop containing nucleoside triphosphate hydrolase protein. Lineage: Eukaryota; Fungi; Basidiomycota; Agaricomycetes; Polyporales; Fomitopsidaceae. Bases 1 to 939 code for a protein of 312 amino acids. The record is from RefSeq and is a predicted model, not a curated record. The transcript has 4 exons. Gene Ontology annotation, molecular function: GTP binding.
AUGCCCGUUGUACAAGUGACGCUGACAUGGUUGAUUGCCAGUGUCAUGGGCCGCACAGGAACCGGGAAAACUACAUUUGUCAAUACCGCGACUGGUUCGCACCUAGCCGUUGGUUCCUCGCUGUCGUCCCAGACACGUUCCAUCCAGCUGUCAAGACCAGUCAAGAUCGACUCGAAGCGUGUAAUUCUGAUUGACACACCCGGGUUGGACAUGACUACCAAGUCCACUGAGGAGGUCGUGCAAUUAGUGGGUGCGUUUUUGACAAAGAUGCGCAGGAAGGGCUCUGUCUUGCAUGGCACAAUUUAUCUCCACAGGAUCUCUGACAGUCGCAUGGGCCACGUAGCGCUGGAGAGCCUCAUUGCCUUUCGAGACCUGUGCGCCCAGGAGGCGCUGGCCAACGUCGCCAUCGUGCUCAGCAUGUGGGAAGACGUCAAUCACAGCGUGCGAGAAACGCGGAAGUACGCACUUUGCACUCGCAAGGCAUAUUUCAGGCCCAUCAUGGACGCCGGUGCCGUCAUCUUCCACCACGACAGGACGGCGAAGUCCGCGCGCGAGAUUGUCAGACACCUCGUCGCGAAUGCGCCACAGCCACUACAGUUCAGUCCAGACAUCCGCAAGCAAGCAGAAUAUGAUAUCAAACCUUCAAUGCGAACGUCAGUUGCACGAGCAUCGCAGUGCUCGUGGCAAUCGGAAGCGCCUGUCAUCAGGGUUGCUCUGAACGCGGCGUCCCGCACGGACAUCGACGACAAGGACGGUCCUGUCAUAUCUCCGCUAGAGCUCCCAUUUGACGAUGAGAAGAAACAUCGGCCACUGGCUCAGAGCGGGCUUCCCAGUCCAAGUUCAGCCAGGCGAGGCUGCCGGCCACGAAUGCGACGAGUGACUAAAGCAAUCAAGAAGUUCCUCGAAAUGACAUUCUUACGACACGAGACGGCUGCAUGACGCUACACGCUCCUAUGGGGGCGGGUCCCCCACGAAUUCUUUACGACCCUCCACACGAAUUCACGAAGCUUGGCAGAUAUCUUUAGUACGAUGACGACGAGUCAUGCAGGAGACGGAUGACUUACGUUCACGAUGGGCAAACAAUAUA